This is a messenger RNA of Lampris incognitus (smalleye Pacific opah), 3528 nucleotides long. RefSeq names its product adenylate cyclase 1b (gene adcy1b). Bases 1 to 3528 code for a protein of 1175 amino acids. Gene Ontology annotation, biological process: adenylate cyclase-activating G protein-coupled receptor signaling pathway; intracellular signal transduction; cAMP biosynthetic process. The record is from RefSeq and is a predicted model, not a curated record. The transcript has 20 exons. Gene Ontology annotation, molecular function: adenylate cyclase activity. Lineage: Eukaryota; Metazoa; Chordata; Actinopteri; Lampriformes; Lampridae. Gene Ontology annotation, cellular component: plasma membrane.
AUGAAUGGCACUGACAUGGAGGAAAUACCGUUUCAGAAAGUCAAAACUCGGCGAAAGAGGAGCCACUGUCCGCCGGGGGUCCCCCUGACCACCAUCGCGUGCGAGGACGAGUUCGACUGCAAGGAGCUGGAGUCCCUCUUCCAGAACUACAAGCUGAAGCUGGAGCAGACGUCCACCCUCAAAGCGCUGGCGGUCCUCAUCCUCAUGACGUCCGCGCUGGCCGUGCUGGAGCUGCUGUCCGGCCCCAGCCUCAGCAUCACCAAGGGCUCCCAUCCCGUCCACUGUGUCAUCUUCGUCUCCCUCUUCAUCGUCACCAACGUCAAGUACCUGCAGGUGACUCAGCUGCAGCAGAUCAUCAACCUGACCUUGCUCUUCGGCUUCACCUUCUCCUUCCUCUGCUGCCCCUUCUCCCUCGGCGCGAUGGGACUGGAGCCCCCGACGUCCCCGGAGCAGGGCGUGUGGCAGCUCAUCCUGGUCACCUUCGUCGCCUAUGCCCUCCUGCCCGUGCGGACGCUCCUGGCCGUGGUUUUGGGGAUCAUGGUCUCCAUCUCGCACACCAUUGUGACCGCCACGUCGGUUACAGCCAAGACCCAGAAACUAUGGAGAACGCUGGUUGCCAACACGGUGCUGUUCACCAGCGUCAACCUGUCAGGCCUGUUUGUGCGCAUCCUGACGGAGCGGGCCCAGAGAAAGACUUUCCUGCAAGCACGCGGCUGCAUCGAGGAGAGACUCCGCAUGGAGGACGAAAACGAGAAACAGGAGCGCCUCUUGAUGAGUCUGUUGCCCAGGAAUGUAGCCAUGGAGAUGAAGGAGGAUUUCCUGAAGCCUCCGGAAAGGAUCUUUCACAAAAUCUACAUCCAGCGUCAUGACAACGUCAGCAUCCUGUUUGCAGAUAUAGUAGGUUUCACCAGCCUCGCCUCCCAGUGUACGGCCCAGGAACUGGUUAAACUGCUAAACGAGCUGUUCGGGAAGUUUGACGAGCUUGCCACAGAGAACCACUGUCGAAGGAUUAAGAUUCUUGGGGACUGUUACUACUGCGUGUCUGGCCUGACCCAACCCAAGACUGACCAUGCCCACUGCUGUGUGGAGAUGGGCCUGGACAUGAUUGACACCAUAACGUCAGUAGCAGAGGCCACCGAGGUCAACCUCAACAUGCGCGUGGGCUUGCACACGGGUCGGGUGCUGUGCGGCGUUCUGGGCCUCAGGAAAUGGCAGUACGAUGUGUGGUCGAAUGACGUGACCCUGGCCAAUGUGAUGGAGGCGGGAGGACUACCUGGCAAAGUCCACAUCACCAAGUCCACUCUGGAGUGCCUGAACGGAGACUACGAGGUGGAGCCCGGCAAUGGACACGAGAGGAACGCCUUCCUCCAAAAACACGAAAUCGAAACCUUUUUCAUUGUGCCAUCUCACCGACGGAAGAUAUUCCCAGGAUUGAUUCUCUCGGAUAUAAAGCCAGCCAAAAAGAUGAAGUUCAAAACCGUGUGUUACUUGCUGGUGCAACUUAUGCACUGCAGGAAGAUGUUCAAAGCCGAGAUUCCCUUCUCCAACGUUAUGAACUGUGAAGAUGGGGACAAGCGGAGGGCGAUGCGGACGGCCCCAGAGAAGCUGAGGAAUCGUACUAAGGCAAACCAGGCCAAUGCCGUACAGAGCAGCCCCAGAACCCGAAUCAACCGCUACAUCGGUCGGCUGAUCGAGGCCCGUCAGACUGAGUCAGACACAGCUGAUCUCAACUUCUUCACCCUCAUGUACAAGUGCUCAGAGCGUGAGCAGAGGUACCACCAGGUUCCUGAUGAGUACUUCACCAGCGCCGUGGUCCUCUCUCUGAUCCUAGCUGCAUCGUUUGGCCUUGUCUACCUUCUCAUCAUCCCACAGGGCACGGUGGUGCUGGUCCUACUUGUCUUCUGCAUCUGUUUCCUAGUAGCUUGCAUCAUGUACCUGCACAUCACUAGAGUACAGUGCUUUCCAGGGUGCCUGACCAUUCAGAUCCGCACUGCUCUGUGUAUUCUCAUAGUGCUCUUAAUCUAUGCUGUGGCCCAGGCCUGUGUGGUGGGCUGCAUGCCCUGGCUGUGGGGCAGUGCCAACUCCAACAGCUCCAUCGUCAUCGAGGCGGGCGGCAGUGCCAACCACACCACGGCGGAGUUGCCCUGCGAUGGUGCCCGCUAUGCCUUCCUGUCUUGCGUGGUUGGGGCACUCACCUUGGCACUCUUCCUGCGUGUCUCUUGGAUGCCAAAAAUGGCGCUGAUGCUCUUGCUGGGUGUGCUGUAUGUCACCGUGCUGGAGCUCAGCGGUUUCCGCAAGACCGCAGGUGGGGGGUCUUUCCACCUCCGGGGCUACGAACCCAUUCUCUCCCUGCUGCUCUUCACCAGCGCCCUGGCCCUCCACUCCCGGCAGCUGGACCUCAAACUACGUCUAGACUUCUUGUGGGCUGCACAGGCGGAAGAGGAGAGGGACGGCAUGGAGAAGGUCAAGCUGGACAACCGGAGGAUUCUUUUCAAUCUUUUGCCAGUACAUGUGGCGCAGCACUUCCUAAUGUCCAACCCCAAAAACAUGGUGAGGCUGCCAACACCCUGGCCGACACACAAACUGACUAAAAAUCAGAUGGACAGACAGAAAGAGAAUCAGGAUCUAUACUACCAGUCCUAUGCACAAGUAGGCGUUCUGUUUGCCUCCAUCCCAAACUUCAAUGAUUUCUACAUCGAGCUGGACGGCAACAACAUGGGGGUGGAGUGUCUGAGACUGCUGAAUGAGAUCAUCGCUGACUUUGAUGAGCUCAUGGAUAAAGAGUGCUACAAAGACAUAGAGAAAAUCAAGACCAUCGGUAGUACAUACAUGGCAGCAGUGGGUCUUGUCCCCACCGUUGGAACCAAGGCCAAAAAAUCGGUUUAUGACCACCUGAGCACGAUAGCAGACUACGCCAUCGAGAUGUUCGACGUCUUGGAUGAAAUCAACUAUCAGUCCUACAACGACUUUGUCUUGAGAGUGGGUAUCAAUGUGGGUCCGGUCGUGGCAGGAGUGAUCGGAGCCAGGCGGCCUCAAUACGACAUCUGGGGGAACACGGUCAACGUGGCCAGCCGAAUGGACAGCACCGGAGUCCCCGGAAAGAUUCAGGUGACGGAGGAAGUUUAUCGCUUGCUCAACACCAACUAUGACCUGGUGUGCCGCGGCAAGGUCAGCGUCAAGGGCAAGGGAGAGAUGCUCACCUACUUCCUGGAAGGCAAAGUACAGGGCGUGGGCACGGCAACCACCUCCUCUGUGAUGCGCUCUGUCAGCCUGGCACGCCGGAUACACUCUUGUGGUAAGGCCAGUGCCCCGGCCAACCUGGGCAGCGCCUCCUCCGCCGCCAGCCUGAAUGUCCAUGCCAGCGCGGGUGGUGCCGUCCAGAUGGGCGCUGCCAACAGCAGCGGCAGCCAAGCGACAUGCCUGCCCUCGCCCUGCGUGGCAACGGUGGGCGAAGAGGAGGAGGAGGACAUCAAGGUGACAGACAUCGAGAUCGAGGGUGUGGCAGCUGCUGCAGAUGUGGCCGUGUGA